Molecule: messenger RNA, 1100 nt
Organism: Brassica napus (rape)
Lineage: Eukaryota; Viridiplantae; Streptophyta; Magnoliopsida; Brassicales; Brassicaceae
Product: putative axial regulator YABBY 2
Exons: 6
Coding region: 254-823 (189 amino acids)
Biological process (GO): multicellular organism development; cell fate commitment
Cellular component (GO): nucleus
Source: RefSeq, a predicted model, not a curated record
UAGUCCCCACUUGUCCCUCUCCCUCCCCAAACAAACCCCAUUAGUCUUUUCAGAUUUUUUGUAUCCUUCCUCCACACAUCUUUCUCUAUCUCUUUAUAUCCUUCUUCUUCUUCUUCUCUUCUUAGCUUGCCUUUUCUUUAAUAUAUUCUUCCAAGAUCAAAUAGUUCCUCCUUUGAUCUCAUUGGCAUAGCUAAAACUUUCAUGUAACCCAAACAAGAAUAGAGAUAUCUGUGAAGAGAAGCCAGAGAUCAUAAUGUCUAUAGAUUUAUCAUCAGACCGUCUUUGCUAUGUCCACUGCAACUUCUGCACCACGAUCUUAGCGGUAAGUGUACCAUACGCAAGUUUGUUCACGCUUGUGACGGUGAGAUGUGGCCAUUGUACCAAUUUGCUCUCUCUCAACAUUGGAGUUUCACUUCAGCAAAGCCCACCUACUCCCCCCAUUCAUCAAGAUCUUCAGCAGCAUAAGCAACAGAUAACAACUUCGAUAACAAGGAAAGAAUAUGGAUCAUCCUCUAGGAGCUCCAACCAUUUUUCGGCCACAUUGUCAGAAAAUGUCGAUCGAGAGGCUCCUAGAAUGCCUCCUAUUCGUCCGCCGGAGAAAAGACAACGCCUUCCUUCGGCCUACAACAGGUUCAUCAAAGAGGAAAUCCAAAGGAUCAAGGCUGGCAAUCCAGAGAUCAGCCACCGGGAGGCGUUUAGCACAGCUGCUAAAAAUUGGGCACAUUUUCCUCACAUUCACUUUGGAUUAAAGCUGGAUGGCAACAAGAAGGGCAAGCAAUUAGACCAGUCAGUUGCAGGACAAAAGUCUAAUGGAUACUACUAAAGCCUUUACAUAUACAUUGAUAAUGGCUAUAUAUAUAUAUAUGUAUGUGUAUGCUGAUGAUGGAAGAGAGAAGGCAAGGAAGAAGAAGAUCACAAUAACCUUUCACACAUAUAUAUACGUGUAUGUAUGUCCCUUUCUUUUUUCUUGCGUGGGCUCCAUCUAUAACUUCAUUUCUAGCUUAUUUUCUCCUAAUAAGUGAACCCAUAUAUGGUUUUCACAUCUGAACCUGGAAUCUCCGUUACGAAGAUUGUAAUAUAAAUUUCAUCUUUCCUUGUUC